AUGCUUCCUGCGGAUAACACGUUACCAAAGAAUCAUUUCGAGGCAAAGAAGAUCUUAUGCCCUAUUGUAGUUCCAAGGUUUAAGCGAUUGUUUGCUAAUGAAGAAGACACAAAAAACCUAACAUGGCAUGCUGUUGGUAGGAUCAAAGAUGGAUUGCUUUGUCAUCCUGCUGAUUCACCUCAGUGGAAGACUAUUGACCAGUUGUAUUCGGAAUUCGGCAAAGAUCCCCAAAACCUAAGGGUUGGUCUCGCUUCCGAUGGAAUGAAUCCUUAUGGAAACUUGAGCUGCAACCAUAGUUCGUGGCCUAUUUUGUUGAUCAUUUACAACCUUCCUCCUUGGAUGUGCAUCAAGCGGAAGUACAUAAUGAUGUCUAUGAUGAUUGCUGGUCCAAGACAGGUAGGAAAUGACAUUGAUGUCUAUCUUGCUCCCUUGAUUGAAGACCUCCGAAGAUUGUGGGUAGAAGGGGUUGAUGUGUAUGAUGGGAAUGCUCAAGAGACCUUCAGGUUGCAUGUGUUGGUAUUUUGCACCAUUAAUGACUUUCCAACAUAUGAGAAUUUGAGUGGAUACAGUGUCAAAGGCCAUCACGCUUGCUCGAUAUGUGAGCAAGGCAUAAGUUACAUCCAAUUAAAGCAUGGGAAAAAAAUAGUGUAUACAAGACACCGAAGGUUUUUACAACCUUUUAACCCAUAUAGGCGAAUGAAGAAAGCAUUUAAUGAGACAUCUGAGAUGGACAGUGCACCAAUUCCUUUGUCAGGUCAUGAUGUUUUUGAUAGGGUGAGGAACAUCAGCAAUAUGUAUGGGAAGACACACAAAAAAGAUGGCUCGCACAACAAUAUUCGGAAGAAAAGGUCUAUCUUCUUUGAUCUGCCUUACUGGUGUGAUUUACAUGUCAGACAUUGUUUGGAUGUUAUGCAUGUUGAGAAAAAUGUGUUGAAAAGUUAUACGAAGAAUCAAUAUCGGCUAGAAGCAAGCAUUGUCGAAAGGUAUGUUGCAGAAGAAGCUAUUGAGUUUUGUUCUGAGUACAUCGAAAAUGCUGCACCUGUUGGUCUUUCAAAGACUCACCAUGACAGCUCACGACAAAGUAGGGGCACACGUGGAUUCAAUGUUGUAACCAUGGAUCACAACUUGUCACCCAAACAUGAAUAUGAUGCGGGUGUUGCAGAGCACAAUAGGAGUUUCAUUAAUUGGUUUAGAAACACAAUAUUUGCUAAUGAUAGUCAUUCGAAGACAUUAUCCUUGUUAGCUGUUGGCCCAAAUUUGAAUGUUCUCACUUGGAAGGGUUAUGACAUUAACAAUUAUUCCUUCUACACAAAGUCACAGGACGAAAAAAGUACCGUUCAAAACAGUGCAAUGUCAAUUGAUGCUCAUUCGGACCACUUUAGUAGUGCAUUAGAUAACCAUCCUAUUCAAGCGUCCAUGUUGUAUUAUGGAGUCAUUAAGGAAAUCUGGGAGCUUGAUUAUGGUGAAUUUAGAGUGCCUGUUUUCAAGUGCGACUGGGUUAAUGGAAAUGCUGGUGUGUGCCAAGACAAAAUGAGGUUUACUUUGGUUCACCUGCAAAGGAUUGAUUACAAGGACGAGCCUUUCAUAAUGGCAACACAAGCAAGCAUCCAUGGCAACACCCCCGGGAUCCCCUCCAACUUCAAUCCAAUUUCCAGGUGCAACAUCCAAAAGGAAGCCUUGACAAAGUACAAGGCUGCGAAGAUUGACAGUUACCUGGGGGUCAUGGCUCGUGACAAAAUCCCUAUUGUCCAUUCUAGUUGGAAAGUUGUCCCAGAAACUCUUAAAAAUAUCAUAUGGGAUGACAUCUUGGCCAAAUUUGACAUCCCGAAAGGAACAGCUACGAAGAAGAAGGUAAUGUCCACAGUUGCGACAAGAUGGAGGCAAUUUAAGUCGUCCCUGACCACAAGAUAUGUAUAUGCUGAAAAAGACGGUGAAGAGAACCAUGAUCCAUCUUCUAAGUAUGGUUUGGAUCGGCAAACAUGGGAAGAAUUUGCCAAGAGUCGACAAACACCAAAUUGGUAG
Molecule: messenger RNA, 2022 nt
Organism: Glycine soja
Lineage: Eukaryota; Viridiplantae; Streptophyta; Magnoliopsida; Fabales; Fabaceae
Exons: 7
Coding region: 1-2022 (673 amino acids)
Source: RefSeq, a predicted model, not a curated record